This is a messenger RNA of Saccostrea echinata, 1243 nucleotides long. Its product is annotated as U7 snRNA-associated Sm-like protein LSm11. The record is from RefSeq and is a predicted model, not a curated record. Gene Ontology annotation, biological process: mRNA 3'-end processing by stem-loop binding and cleavage. The coding region runs from base 11 to 1180 and encodes 389 amino acids. The transcript has 4 exons. Gene Ontology annotation, molecular function: U7 snRNA binding. Gene Ontology annotation, cellular component: U7 snRNP. NCBI's taxonomy places the organism in Eukaryota, Metazoa, Mollusca, Bivalvia, Ostreida, Ostreidae.
UCUUUUAAAGAUGGCUGCGCCCAUGAAGGAGGCAGAUUCGAAUAGUGGAAAAGUAGAAGACGAUGCUCUGAACUUGUCAUCGCCUUCUUUCGACCCUUUAAGAGCCCUUUACAGUAGCCGAGUCUUAUUGCCAUGUCCAAACAUAGUGCCAUUAAAUAACAUUGCCGAAUAUGUGUCAUUUAGUGAAGGGAAAUCCAGAAGACAUAGACAAGCUCAGGGACUGUCCGACACUGUGCAAAGGAACACUUCGCGUGAAAAACUUAUCUCUCGUAACGAUGAUAAAAGAAGCCAUCACUUACAAAAGAGCAGUUCCUCACAUAGUGCCACAGAAAUGUUACAUACUACUCACAAAGUUACAGAUGAACCCAAGGGGAAGAAUGAUAGGGAUGACAGUGAAAGAAAACUUCCAAAGCAAAGAAGAAAUGUUCUCACUAGAAUGGAAGGUUAUAGAAGUGGGCCACUUAGUUUUCUGCAAAGGUGUGUUCAAGAAAGGCUAUUAGUUCAGGUGUGGAUCCGAAGUGCAGUUGAUCUCAGAGGAGUGUGUAAAGGAUACAUUGUAGCUUUUGACAAACAUUUCAAUCUGGCAAUGAUUGAUGUUGAUGAGCUCUAUAGGUGCCCAUUGUGGAAAGAGGCACAACUACGCAAGGAGAACAAGAGAGAAAAACGGAGAGUUAAACAACUAAAAGAACAGAUGGCACAGUUGUCAGUGAUUGACCAGCCAACAACCACCACCGAGUUGUAUUCACAGAAAAAGGACAGCAAGGAGGAAAGUGAAAACAAAGUUGUCUCCCUUCCUCCAAAUGACGAGAUCUCAUCUAAAACGGAUUUAAAGCAGGUACCAGAGAAGAAAGACUCUAUUUCAGAAGUUCAAUCCUUGGAGAAGAUUCAAAUAUUAGGUAAAAAUCAGAAAGAUUCGUCAACAGUGAGUGAAUGUGACCAGACACAAGAUAAAAUUGCUGAAAAACCUCAAUCAAGUGAAAAAACUCCUCAUUUGCCAAGUGGACAGGUUGAAGCUUCUUCCACUGAAGAAGACACCACCUCUCUUAAUGAAGAAGACCCUACCUCUCUUAAUGAAGGAGAACCUCCUCCUUCCAAAUCCGUAUCUCAGUUUUUAGAGAGACAUGUCAAUCAAUUGUUUAUAAGAGGAGAUAAUGUUGUUUCUAUAAUGAUGCUAGAAUGAAAUUUGUUUAUUUUUUUCAGGAAGAUAUGUACAUGUAUUUCAGUUGUUUAUUAGAGAAGAUAU